AUGGCUAAACGUUUUCUGCUUCUUCUUUUUCUUUCUUUAGCUAUUCUUCUUCUUGCCGUCACCGUUACAGAAACCGAAGCUUACUCGACAACGACGCCGUUUCAUGGACACACGCCGGAGAAACACACCCACCUCCACUUCUACUUCCAUGACGUCAUCACCGGUGACAAACCCACCGCCAUAAGAGUCGCUGCACCACCCGCAACAAACUCAUCCGCCAUCUCAUUUGGUGUGGUUAUGAUCGCCGACGACCCGUUGACCGAGGGACCCGACCCGAGCUCGAAGAAAGUCGGGAGAGCUCAGGGUAUGUAUGCAUCUACGGACAUGAACAUCUUAAGCUUCACGAUGGUCUUUAACUUGGUCUUCACGGAAGGAGAGUUUAAGGGCAGCACCGUGGCGAUGUAUGGAAGGAAUCCGAUAAUGUCGAAGGUGAGAGAGAUGCCGAUCAUCGGAGGCACGGGUGCGUUCAGGUUCGCUAGAGGCUAUGCACAGGCCAGGACUUAUAAGCUUGUCGGUUUAGAUGCCGUGGUCGAGUACAAUGUCUUCAUUUGGCAUUAA
This is a messenger RNA of Thlaspi arvense, 558 nucleotides long. Lineage: Eukaryota; Viridiplantae; Streptophyta; Magnoliopsida; Brassicales; Brassicaceae. The record is from the annotation of a GenBank genome assembly.